GUCUUGUUCUAAGCUUCUAGAGAUGCGCAGGUCUUUGGAUCUCCACCUUCACAAGCCAACCGAUAAUGAACUACUCAUCUAGGAUAACUCUGCGUUGGAAACCACACGAAGGAUGAUUGGAUAUAGGACUGUUCUUAACCGUGGACAGCUGCUGGUUUUAAUUCUGUAGCCCAUUGGAUUGCUGCCACCCGUGCGUUUAUGUGGUCCGUUUGGAGACGUUCCUUUGGGUUGCCUGUAUUCGGAUGUAAAUCGGAGGUUUUGUUCCCUGCGCACCUCUCAAAUGACUAAGCGUGGCGCGAAGAGGAGACUGCGUUCUCCAUCUCGCUUCUAUGUUAGAACCUUGGGCUAAAGUUUUCAUGGACGGUGCCCUGGAUUUUCCACUGCUAUCCCUCUGAACAGGGUCUUUGCUUUUCAAGCAGAGAACAAGUAUUUUACCACGCACACAAGAGGUGCCUUCUUUUGGAAUCUAUCUCCAAAAUGAAGUCCGUUUUUAUCCGAGUUGGCGAACUCUACUUUCUGGUCCUUUGGCUUCAGUCAGUGCCUCGGAUGGAAGGUUGGGUGGAGGGCUGCCCAGCGCCAUGCAUAUGCCACAGUGAGCCACGGCCCACCUUGGCCUGUCAACAGCAGGGCCUCUACUCCAUCCCCACAGAGAUCCCUAUCCACAGCCAGCGCAUCUUCCUCCAGAACAACAAGCUUACCGUGGUCCGCUCCACCAGCUUCAGUCCCUGCAGAAACCUCACCGUACUCUGGCUCUACUCCAACAACAUCAGCCACAUCGAGGCUGGUGCCUUCUACGGCCUAGAGAGGCUGGAGGAGCUGGACAUAGGGGACAAUGACCUGAGGAUCAUCAGCCCCACUGCCUUCCGAGGCCUGUCUAGACUGCACACCCUGCACCUGCACAGCUGUGGCUUGUCUGUGCUGCCUGUAGGCGUUUUCAGGGGACUAUUUUCCCUGCAGCACCUCUAUCUCCAGGACAACAGCUUACUGACUCUCCAUGACGAUACUUUUCUGGACCUGGCCAACCUGACCUACCUGUUCCUCCACAACAACAAGAUAAAGACUGUGACGGAUCACAUGCUGCGAGGCUUGGUGAACUUGGACCGCUUGCUGCUGCAUCAGAAUCGAGUGACCUUCGUCCAGCGCAAUUCUUUUCAUGACCUACGCAAGCUGACCACUUUGUUUCUGUUCUUCAAUAAUCUAACAGUGCUGACAGGGGAGACCAUGGACCCACUGGUGUCCCUCCAGUACCUGCGUCUGAAUGGGAACCAGUGGAUCUGUGACUGCCGGGCCAGGACCCUGUGGGACUGGUUUAAGGGAUUUAAAGGGUCUAGCUCAGAGCUUGAGUGCCAUGUUCCGGCCAGACUGUCCGGAAAAGACCUGAAACAGCUAAAGAUCCCUGACCUGGAAGGUUGCUAUGACAGCUCUGACCAUACUUGGAUUAGCAUGUUCAGUUCCAAGACACGAUCUGGAAAACUCACCACGGAGAGUCCACUUAGGGCUGGUAUUCCCAGGUGCUGCCUCUCAGAUAAAGACAAGUCGUCCAUCAUCUCCAGCAAGGGUCUCCCAGAUCCCUCCUCCUACAACAGCAGACAAAUCACCAACAAUCCUCUGAAGGAGAAAGAGAACAUCUCCAAAACGAAGCUGUUGGAAGCUGACCGCAACAAACCCCAGAACAAACAUAGUUUGAACGAUGUGCCAGUGGGAACAUUAUCUAACAACCCGGACCAGUCCUCAGAGGAUCUAAGCCCCUCCAAUGACCCUGAAAAGAAGAAAAGGUGUGCAAAGGAGAACAUGUCAGACCCUCUGUGUCUCAAGUCCCACGGAUCUACAAUUGGAGCAUGGAGGCUUGUCUUUCUGCCUGUGUUUUGGCUAUCCUUAGACUUCUGUUAGAAGUUACAAUAACAGAGGGAUAAUAUGGGCCAGUGUAAGGCCAGUGCAGGAGGCCCUGCUAAGUGCCAAGGGUGGGAAAGGGGAACAGAACUUUCAGUCAAGUAACUUCCAAAAUAAUGGAAACACUUGACUAAAUGAGGGAUACAAAGUAUUCUGAAAGCAGGGGCUUUCACACAGGUGUGGUUCCUGAUUUAAUUAGGCACUUAACAUCCCGUCAUGCUCAAAGGCUCUGCAUGAUCAAUCUGCCAUCUUCAGUGGCCGUACAUUUAGUGUGAUAUGGCCUCACCAGAAGUCAGGGCAUUGAUAUUUUUUGCACUUUGCGGUGCAGAGCAGAGCUGUUGUGAAGGAAAUUGUCAAGGAAGUAAGUUUAUGUUUAUAUUGGACCUCUCACCCCCAGCUACUGUCAACCAAUCAUGUUAAUGCAGAGCUAUACGGAGAAUUACAGAGCGCACUGCGAUGCUGUACAGAGCUCAAUUUGAUCUCCGCAAGCCUUCGCAUUUAUGGAGCAAGCAUAAAUGGGCCUUUAGAGUCAUCUUUAAAAUGACUGGGCAGGCCUUUAUUUUGGCCAAUAAUUUGGCUACCAUGGCUAUGCCCCCAUCCAUAGGACAUGAGUGGUCACUGAAUGGUUUGUUGAACAUGAAAAUUAUGUAAACCAUAUGCCAUGGCAGUCUCAGUCACCAGAUCUCAACCCAUUUGAACACUUAUGGUAAAUUCAACAUAACACCAAAUUAUGGAAUUUCUCGUGGAAUGGUGUCGCAUCCCUCCAAUAGAGUUCCAGACACUAUAAUAUAUUCCAAGGUGCAAUGAAGCUGUUCUGGAUUGUGGUGCCCCAACACCCUAUUAAGACACGUUAUGUCCGUGUUUCCUUUAUUUUGUCAGUUACAUGUAGAUCUGAUGAUAUGAAUUUGAAAAGAGAAUUGGAAGAGCUAAAAAAAAGACAAUUCAACAAAUGGAUGCCUUUCUACAGUAUGUCCAUUCCAAAUGUAUACAUGUAAUGGAUUUGUUCCCAGGUGAUACUGUAUGUUCUGCCCAGCUAUAAAGCACUUAUUCUGGGAGGCCCUAUCCUCUCUAGGUUUACUCUGCCAAUGGUGGUGAUUGGUUAUUACAAAGACACUGAAACAGCACAAGCUGUUUAAAACUAAGAAUGUUCUGAGGUUUCCUUCAUGACAACCCCAAAGAUGUGAUAGAUCGUAUUCCUCCAUUUAUUUUUGUUAAUCUUUUUUUAGAGUGGAACAUUGAUUUAAAUGCUAUUUUUAUGUUUAUAAGUGUAAAUGUAAGACAAAUACUUAAUGUUUCAUGUCACGCUGUGGUUAUGGGUAGCAUUCUCAAAAGAGUACUGUCUAUUUGUUC
Oncorhynchus gorbuscha (pink salmon) is the source of this 3240-nucleotide messenger RNA. RefSeq names its product reticulon-4 receptor-like. The record is from RefSeq and is a predicted model, not a curated record. Lineage: Eukaryota; Metazoa; Chordata; Actinopteri; Salmoniformes; Salmonidae. The transcript has 2 exons. Bases 478 to 1890 code for a protein of 470 amino acids. Gene Ontology annotation, molecular function: protein binding. Gene Ontology annotation, cellular component: plasma membrane.